CCCUCCCCAGACCACUCACCGUCGUUGGUUGGGGUUGAAGCAACAUUUGCCGAAAUCAUUCUCCCUUUUAUUAGGCGCACCCGUGAGCCGCACUUGACAGGACGACGGGCCCUGUUCUAGAAGGUCCGUGGCAAGGGCCCUCAGGCACAUGAUGAGAGGCUAAAAUCAAGGGCGAACAAUUUUGGGAUACUCCUCCAGCCAACGACUCAAGCUGGAAGCAUUAUCCUGCUUCCUUUCUCUCAAUUGUUCUUCCACCGGCUCCCAUGCAGGUUCGCGACACAGUCCGGUGUACACGCGGGAUCCCGACAGCGUCCCCAGAGCAAGGAUCUAGAAUAGAUUUGGACCAGGGGCCACACGUCCCGCGGCAAUCAAGUUCAAGUACUUGAGGGACCCCCGACACUGCGGAAACAUGUUUGCACGCCCUUCACCUUCGCUGUUCCAGCGCCAUGACGAUUCGAAGUUCCCCUCCUUUCACGCUGUUGUCAUGAGAACGAGGAGAAGAAUGCGGUCGCGGCAGUUCGUUACGACUUUGAUUGCGUUGCUCACCUUCAUUGCCUUCUCGAUAUACUGCCUGCGGGCGCCCUCAAUCCCAACAAGUAUUAAGAAGCACAGUCCGAUACCCAAAGCACCGAAGCUGGCUUCUGCGCAGACUCCUGCUGCCGAUACUGCGAAGCCAGAGCCGUAUCACCUUGGCCAAAGCCACCCGAUAUGGCAACUGUCCAAGGACGCCGAGAGAAACUUCGAGGAAACAUUACAAAGGCAGUCGAAAUCUUUGGGGGAGGCAGUUAAAGAGUACCGACGGCGAUAUGGCAUACCCCCUCCGCCGAACUUUGAUAAGUGGUACAACUUUGCCAAAGCGAGGGGCGUUCAAUUGAUCGACGAGUAUGAUUCGAUCCACCAGUCCUUGACUCCCUUCUGGGGACUCAAGCCUUCGACAAUAAGGGGGCGGGCGCGAGAAGCACAGGGGUUUAAUAAUAAUCUGUUAAAUUUAAUGAUUAGGAAUGGGGAGGUCGCGAGGAUGCAAGGUGGGGGCGAAUGGCAGCAGGAGGCUACGCAAGGGAUGAUGAGGAAGUUUAUCCAAUAUUUACCGGAUAUGGACCUCUGCUUCAACAUCCACGACGAACCUCGCGUAAUUGUACCAUAUGACGACCUUACGAGACUGGUAGCCACUGCGAAGAAUGUUGCAAUGCCAGCGGCGAAUUCGGUUCCCAAUCCAAGGAACUCAUGGUCCCCUCGGCCCCCAGAUGUUAACGACGGAUCGUACAUUGUGGAAUACAAGACGACACGAUUCAACACGUUUGCCCAUCAGCCGACUUGGACACAUUCAAGGAUGUCAUGCCCACCAGACAGUCCUGCGAGGGCACUAGAAGAUGGUCCCAAGAAAGAUAACUUUGAGAGCUACGCCGUCGGUGAAUUGGGCUUUAUUUAUAACCAGACCGCAUUCUCAGACAUCUGCCAAUCGCCAUCUUUCAGCGAGACAUAUGGAUUCUUUGACCGCCCGAAUGCAUUCAAUAUUGUCCAUGACCUCUUCCCCAUCUUCUCCCAGUCCAAAAUAUCCUCCUAUUCCGACAUUCUCUAUCCAUCUCCAUGGUAUUGGUAUGGUAAGGUACCUUACGAAGAAGCAGCCGACAUGAACUGGACCGAGAAAGAAGACAAGAUGUACUGGAGAGGCUCUACAACCGGUGGUUUCAGUCGAGAUGGUGGAUGGAGACGUCAACACCGCCAGAGAGUCGUGACAAAAGUUAAUGCUGUUGACCGGGCAAAGAUCCUUAUAAAUCGAGGGGAGGAGUCUCAUGAGGACUGGCAGGUCAAGGAAGUGCCGCGAAGCGAUUUCAGAGAAAUCUUCGACAUCUUCUUCUCCUACAUCGGGCAAUGCGAUCCAGGAGAUUGCGACGCACAGCAUGAGUUCUUCGAUGUGAAAGAGGCUGCCAAGCAACAAGAUGCGUGGAAAUAUAAGUACCUGCUUGAUAUAGAUGGCAAUGCAUUCAGCGGGAGAUUCUACGCGUUUCUGAAGAGCAGGAGCUUAGUAUAUAAAUUGGCCAUCUUCAGAGAGUGGCAUGAGGAAUGGUUGAAACCAUGGGUGCAUUUCAUCCCAUUGAGUCUAAGAGGUGAUGAGUGGGUGGAGGCUGUAAGAUGGUUUGCGGGCGAAUCUUCGGGAAAAGCAGAGGCAGAACGGAUAGCGCUUCAGGGGAGAGAGUGGGCGGAUAAGGUGUUGAGGAAUGAGGAUUUAGAAGUCUGGUUCUUCAGACUAUUACUAGAGUAUGGUAGAGUGAUUGAUGACGAUAGGGAGAACAUAGGCUAUGCGGGGCCUUAGAAUCUGUAAUUUUUUGUAUGGAUGUAUUUUUUAUUGUAUGCAUUAUGAAGCGGCGAGCGUCUGCUCGCGCUUCUCAUGAGAUAUGGGACACAAGAUUGGAGUUACUGAGCAUAGUCUUGCAGGAUUGGAAACAUGUAUGUCCGAUAUACCCAGAGACCUAUUCGAAUUAUCAUUCGUAUACGAAUGUCUUAGCACAGUGCCGUCAUUCAAGCAGGAACUUGAUUUGCAGCGCUAUGAAUUUAAUACUGUC
This is a messenger RNA of Amorphotheca resinae ATCC 22711, 2564 nucleotides long. RefSeq names its product glycosyltransferase family 90 protein. The coding region runs from base 410 to 2314 and encodes 634 amino acids. The transcript is spliced from 2 exons. The record is from RefSeq and is a predicted model, not a curated record. Lineage: Eukaryota; Fungi; Ascomycota; Leotiomycetes; Helotiales; Amorphothecaceae.